UUAUUAUAUAUUUACAUGUAUCGUUGAUGUGUAGAACAAUGGUCGUGAAAAGAAAACGGAUAUCACUAGCUCGUGACACCGAGAAGAGUAGGCUAGAUGAGUUCAUUCAAAUUUCGGGUUCUUCCUUAAUCGAUCUCCCAAACCGCAUACUUGUUCAAAUUCUCCUUGCUCUUCCCACUAAGAGCAUUGUUUUCUGCAAAUCCGUAUGCAAGAAAUGGCGCAAUCUGAUCUCGAAUGCUCAGUUCGCUAAAUUGCACUUUGCUCUUGCGAAGCCCCAAUUAUUGGUUCGGACUCUGGAUUCGAUUCGAAUUUCGAGAACUCUGUACUUGGUUGAGCCUGAUGUUCAAGAUGGUCCUGGUUUCGAUUUAGAUUGCUGCUCGUGUCGGUGGAAAGAGAACGAUAACAGUUAUUGUCACAUAGAACUGGAUGCCAAGUUGAAGAUCCCACUGCGCAAUGCCGAAAGUGUUCCAAAAACCCAAGAUGAUUUUGACUCGAAGCACAAGAAGCGUUGCCUUAAUUUGAAGCCAAAGGAUCAUAAGUACAAGAUUGUGAAUUCUUGCAAUGGGUUGCUUUGCUUGUCUGAGCCGUCGCGCAAUGAUCCCAUUGCGGUUUGUAAUCCAGUAACCGGAGAGUUCGUAGACCUUCCACCGAGUACUUGUGAUGACGAAGAUCUCAACGGUGGCAUUGAUUGUGGAUUGGGAUUCAGUCCAAAAAGUGGUCAAUACAAGGUCAUUAGAGUUUAUCAGAGGAACACUUACGUUACACGUCCUGAGAAUCAUUAUGAUACCUCUUUCAAUUAUACCAACUCAUUUGCAGUGGUACACACUCUUGGGACAGAUUCAUGGCGUAGUGUUGAUCAUGCUCCUCAGUCAUCUUACAAGCUUGGAUUUCCUACCUAUCUUAAGGGAGUUCUCUAUGGGCUAUAUGUCAGACAUGGGGGACGAAAUUAUAUAAUUUCUUUUAAUUUCGACAAUGAGCAAUUUGAGCUACUCGAUCUUCCACCUGAAUGUUGGGACACAUGGAGGAAUAUGAGCAUGGGAGUUUUACGGGGUGAUCUUUGCAUAUGCGAUGGUUCUGAUCUUUCCAUGAAGAUUUGGGUACUGAAAAGAUUUAGCACUGUUAAAAAAUUCUGGAAGAAAUUGAUUUCCAUGCACUGUGAUUGGCCAUAUGGUUUAUAUCAACCUAUUCAUUACUUCAAUUCUGGAGAUCUUUUGAUGUUUCGUAACAAUACGAGUGGAUUGAUCUACUCUAACUCAAAUGGCUUCAUAAACAAAUAUCUUGGGCUUUGUGGCCUUAAAUCGAGGUACGAAGUCAUAGUUCACAUUCCGAGCUUUAUUUCCCUCAAGGACAUUGUGGCAGAAAACAGUAAUGUUGAGAUUCUUAAUGUCAAUACAAGAUGUGGGAAGUUGAAACUGCCAGGAGAGACUAAAGCCCUCUUUUUGGAGGGACAAGAUGAACUAGAUGGGUAUCUUGACCACUCUUCUUACGAAGUUGAAGAAGACUACUGGACUAAGUACUUGUGGAGGAAGCAUUGAUGCAAUCUUUCUAGUGUGCUUGAAAGUCUAGGUGAAUAGAAGCUGAUGUUUAGAGUGGAAAUACCUUUAUUUUCCUUCUAUCUUUUUGUCAUUUUGGAGAUAUAUGCUGUGGAUUUCCCCCUCAGAAUGGCUUGAAUUUUGUACUUUCUUAGAAUCUCAACACUUGUUUUGUUGGAUGUAAUUGACGCUGGUUUGUUGUAAGUGUAGUUUCACAUGAGAAAUUACUUGCAAUGUUUUAUGCCAAAUAUUUUGACAAGUCACUUUUUCAGAACUCGAAUAGACGUGCUUAUCUAGUUUAAUUGUAAAUCAAAUGUGUGUUAGAUGAUAUAGUUAGUCUUGUUUUGUUUUACCAGUUACUUCUCUUAACUGUUUGUAACAGUAUUCAGUUGUAACUCACUUGAGCUGUUAUGUUUUGGUUGUAACUGACUUUGUGUAUCAUAUUUUCUA
Messenger RNA from Humulus lupulus (European hop), 1982 nucleotides. Its product is annotated as F-box protein At3g07870-like. The transcript is spliced from 2 exons. Lineage: Eukaryota; Viridiplantae; Streptophyta; Magnoliopsida; Rosales; Cannabaceae. Bases 27 to 1535 code for a protein of 502 amino acids. Gene Ontology annotation, molecular function: protein binding. The record is from RefSeq and is a predicted model, not a curated record.